AUGGCGACCAAUAAUGAUCUUGAUGAUUUCUUUAAAAAAAAAGAUCGAAAGGGUAAUAAAAGUAAAAAACAAUCCGGUUUAUUAACAAAUAAUCAAGAAUUACUUAAACAAUUAGAAAUUGUUACAUCUGCAACAACAGCAUUUAAAGAAAAUAUGGAUUUUGAUGAUGAUGAUGAAUUACACGUGAAUGAUGAAUCACUCGUUGGAACAGGUCUUACUGAUGAAAUUCGUAAACAUCCAAUAAAACAUAAUAAAAUAAAAAAUCCUGAUAAUAAUAAUAAAAAUAUAAAUGAACAAAAUACAAUUAUAUCUAAUGAAGGACAACAACAACAACCACAACAACAACAACAACAACAAGAUGAAUGGGAAGAUUUUGAAUCUUCAAAUUAUCAAUAUGAACAAUUACGUUUAAAAUUUGCACGUUUAAAUAAUAAUGAUGAAUAUGAUGAUGAAUAUUAUGAUGAUGAAAAUAAUCCAAAUAAUAAUGAUGAUAAUAAUGAUAUAAGUGGUGAUCGUCAACAACAAAAAGAUAAACCUGUUUGGAAAAUUGAUCAAAAUAAACAAGAAAAAGAAACAAAUGUUCCUAUUAUUGAAGAGAAAAUUACCGAACAACCACCACCAUCUCAACCAAAACCAUCAACAACAUCAAGUGGUGUUUAUCGACCACCAGCAUUACGUACUGGUUCAUCAGUUACAAUUGUUAGUGGUAUUAGUCAACGAACAUCAAAAAAGAAAGAACCUAAUUUAGCUUCAACUGAUGAAUUUCCAACACUUGGAUCAGCUGCUAAUAAAAAAUAA
Messenger RNA from Rotaria sordida, 798 nucleotides. NCBI's taxonomy places the organism in Eukaryota, Metazoa, Rotifera, Eurotatoria, Philodinida, Philodinidae. The record is from the annotation of a GenBank genome assembly.